Aspergillus wentii DTO 134E9 is the source of this 1056-nucleotide messenger RNA. RefSeq lists its product as uncharacterized. The transcript has 3 exons. Bases 1 to 1056 code for a protein of 351 amino acids. The record is from RefSeq and is a predicted model, not a curated record. Lineage: Eukaryota; Fungi; Ascomycota; Eurotiomycetes; Eurotiales; Aspergillaceae.
AUGAUUCCAGCACGUACUUUUCUGAUCAUUGCUGUCAUCACUUUUCUUUCAUCGCUCGUCCACGCACAGACAAACGUCACCUCUAAUCUCUGCGCCGAUCCCUCGGCUUAUAGCUCGUGCAAUGCCAACGUCGACGCCAAAGGACGAGACUGCGUCGUCAAUUGCAAUGGCUCUGUCAACUGUGUUGUUGCAUGCGGAUGCACCGCUCAUCAAGACUACCUGAACUGCAUGGCAGAAGCAUGCUGGAAUCAAGUCUACUCAUGCGAAUACCAAAUCUUCAUCCAGCAAUACCUCACCUCCUGUCCCGACGUCACAGACCCGAUUCCCUUCUGGCCUCCUCCCAAGAACGCACCCGGUGGUUGUUCCUGUAAUAUCAGCGAGGUCUACGACUCGGUGCGACGGGCUGAACAGGAACAAAGCUCGUGUCUCGUCAAUGCAAGCAAUGAGCUCACCACGAAUAAUGGAGUCGAUGUUGCAAAGAAGGAAUCCGGCUGUGCGUGUUGUGGGAUCAGUGCUAUCUUAUCUGCAAUACACGACAUCUGCCCAGACACCAUCAUCCCCGCCCCCAUAGCCUUUUACAACAUCUGGCCCUUCUCCCCAACAAACAAUCUCCCGACUCUCCCUCCCCUCCCAAUCUCCGUCCCAGUCCCAGAAAUCAACAUCUCAGACCCGGAUUGGUCCGCCUGCGAAACGCCCCUCAAGAACUACAACUGCAUGUCUGAUCUCGGGUUCUCUGCGCCGUCCAAGUCGUCCAAGACAUUCUAUCGGCCCGAUAAUAUGCCCAAGAAUGGGACGGAGACGCUGCAUAAUACCGGGACGGAGGUGACGUCGCCGCCUAGUGGGACUGUGUUUACCUGGCAUCAGUCCACGGCGACGUAUACGGUGACGGCGUCGGCGUAUGUGCGAGAGAGGACUUCGAAUGAAACAUUGACGGGGACGAGGUCGGGGUUGGCGAGUGCGAUGCAGACGGCCGGUUCGGAGUCGGGGGCUUCUAGAGUUGGGGGGUCGAUGGGAGGGUUGUUUGUUGAGAUAGGGUUGGCUUGGUGGCUUGUUUAA